AUGCAGCAGCCACUGGUGCAGAUGUCCCCUCAGAUGGGGCAUUCGCCCCUCUAUUUUGACAACUUUCACCAUGUCCACCUCAGGCCCGAAUAUAUCUUCGCUCUGCAGCAGCAGCAACUCCAGCAGCAGGCCCAACACCAGUAUUAUCUCUCCCAAAGUCGAUCUGUGAGGCCACAAUCUUUUCAUCAGGCCGCUGCGGUGGCUGCUCCACAACGAACCGUUGCCUUUCCGAUUCGCAAUUCGCAAUCGACGGCUGUUUCGCUUGGCAGCCAGGUUCCGCAUUCGCAACUGCAGCACCAUCUACAAAACAACGGUCGACCCGUCCCAAAUCUAGCCCCUGGCGCUGGCGGCGGUGCAAACGGGGCCGCAUUUCCUUACAUCAAUAGCGGGCGUAGCCUUGCCGAACGAUUUCAGGAACACCAACUACGCCGGAAAACGCCAAAUGGAACCAUCGAUGCCGGGUACGAUGGAUCACCGUCCAGCCUGGCGACGGGCCCGCCACCUUUCAAGCAGAUGGCCUUGUCGGUGCCCUCGGUCAUUUUUCCCACCGCAGUGGUCCAACAAAAUGGUCCUGUUCGAAGGAUGCAGAUGCAGCAGCUCGUCGCUGCCACCGCCACCACCACCGGCCUGCCCUCCAGAUCAAACGUUGUCGCGGGACAGCCUUUGGUACAGACCGACGUGUGGCCAUAUCAACUGACAAGUGUGAGGGCUGCAACUUCUGCCGCUGCCGCUGCUUCUGCAGCACGUUCUGGCUUUGGGGCACCGUGGAUGGGCCCAGAAACCAUCAACCCGGAAGCUGCAAAAGUAGCGGCUACCUUAAAUAAUGUCCCCAAUAUGGCAGCAUGUCAGGGAGCUCUACUACAAGCGUCUACGUUUUUCGAUGAGCCGAGAGGCCACGACAGUAGCAACAUGUUUCCCCAGCCUGUCUUUUCACCAUCUUAUCAAGCAUCACCUGGACCGACAGCCUUCAAUCCAACCAGCUUCAAUCCCCAGCCCAUUUGGCCCGACUCUGCAUUGUUGCAGAGUUACCAGACGCAUGGGUUCCCGCUCACCAAACUUGUCAAUGUCGACAAUAGCCUUAGCCCAAUACCGCAGAUUGGGGUAUGCAAUGCGAACUACAGGCAGACUGCUCAGGCUACCCAGCCGUUGUUUCCUCUCGCUGCGCCUAAUCUCAACAUGGCACCGUCUAUCACGGCUUCCAGCCAACCGAACAUGUUUAGCUACCACUCAGCACAAAUCUCCAGCUAUAAUACUGGCCAGUUUCACCAAGGCGUUCAAAGGCAAGCUCCGGGUCGGAGCCAAAGUCAGCAACCUAUGAACAUGGACAGCUCGGCAAUGCUACAUUCUCCGAUACAAGCAUUGCAAAUGCUGUCUAUGGGACCGCCUUCCUCUGCUCUUCCAGCCGCUGUAAACAUUUCCGCAACUGGCGAGGGUCUCGUGCAGUUUAAAGAACGUGUGUUAGCGCAAGGAGAGAAGACAUACGCCGAACUCUUAGUGCACCUAACCCAUACCAAGAAAUCACUCAACGGCAGGCCUCUCCCAAGUCUACGACCGCCGAUGAAGACAUCUAUGCACUCAAAGUCCUCGCAGCGACAACAGCAACAGCAGGCAUUUUCUGCGUGUGGCCUCGUGUCUGAACCGCACAUGGCCGCAGUUCAGAUGUCCCAUGGAAGGCAAUCACUUCUCGACCAUCGUCACGGUACAGCUCAUUAUCCGUCAGCGAUAGUUAACGAUGCCGGGAUUUACCAACCGUCUGUAGCCAAUAUCCACGGCGCCCAAGCAGCAGUCCAGAACAUGUUUUUUCCACAUCCUCCUCUCAUCCCGCAAGCGAAAGCCACGUUGGAGUUACUGUCAAGUCUGUGCGAGCAGAGCGAUUGGAAGUGGACUGACGGCAUGCUGCUUGGCGGUUGUUUGCACUACGGUCUAGAUCAUUUCGAGCAAGCUUUAGAAUGGUUCAAUCGGAUUUUGUCUCUAAAUCCUGGCCAUGUCGAGGUCGUGUCUAACAUUGCCGCCACGCUCUACUGUCUCGACCGUCGCGACGAAGCGGAAAAGUUCUGGUAUCAGGCCAUUCAUGCCCGUCCCAGCUAUCUCGAACCAGCAGAACACUUGGCCAGCCUUCUUGCUGCUGACCAGCGGAACCACGAGGCUGUGGAUAUGAUUGACUUUGUCCAGGACUCUUUACGCAUACAAAGGCCCAUCGGGUCCGUAAAUAGUGGCAGCAGUGCCAACUGUGGAGGGGGUCCAGAAGUUGCCGGUACAACUCCAAUUUCGGGCUACAAAGUAUCUGUCCAUAACGAUGACAGGGACUCAUCAUCGCAGGGCUCGCCCGACAACACCAACACACAGCCCGGGUUUGGUUCGAGUGGCUAUGCAGUGCCAGGACACGACAAUGGACGGAUGCUCAUUCUGAUUCACACCAAGGCAAAUAUUCUAUAUGCGAUGAAGGAAACUGCGUCAGCAUCCAAGGCAUACGAGGAGGCUGUUCUUAUCGGCACCGGCCGGGGGUUCCAGCGCAUCCAGACUCUGAUACAGCGUGUCCACGCCACCCUGUCUCCUGCCGACGUCUCCCAAGGCAGCCUUUCCUACUUUCCACGAUCAACAGCAAGCCCCCCUCUCUUGUCACCAGACAGGGCGAAGCUAACGGCGCACCUUGUUUUCGCUUCUACUCAUGGUCAGCUUCCUGGCCUUCGCUAUAUUCCAGAGAGCCAACAUCGGAAGUCGGCCAUCGCGACAACUAGCAACGCCCUACUCUCCAUGGCCAAGAUCCUUCAGGACGGCAUGGCAAGCACUGGUUAUGCACCCGCCGGGCCAAAUGGCCAGGGCUCUGCAGUUGCAGAUAUACUGGCGCUGUACUACCUGUCGUUGUCGCUUCAGGAAAGCCCUUCAACUGCAAAUAACGUGGGCAUCCUGUUGGCAAGCGUGCAGCAAACUCCAAUUCCGUCGGACUCGCAGUCGCAGAGGCAGAAACCACAGCAGCAGCUGUCAUCAGUCGUGGAGCCAGCCACAAAGCAGGCCAUUCCUGCCGGCAUCACUCCUGGCAGCGGCUUGGCCCUGGCCUUUGCGUAUUACAGCUAUGGCCUCCGACUUGACCCAAAGCAUGUCCAUCUCCACACCAAUCUCGGCAGUUUGUUGAAAGACGUUGGACAAAUAGAUCUUGCAAUCAAGAUGUACGAGCAAGCUGUUGCGUGCGACGGCACAUUCGAUAUCGCCUUGACGAAUCUGGCGAAUGCUGUAAAAGACCGUGGACGCAUUUUGGACGCGAUUUCAUACUACCGCCGCGCCGUCAUAUCGAACCCAGACUUUUCCGAGGCUGUCUGUGGGUUGUCAACAGCUUUAAACUCAGUCUGCGACUGGAGAGGCCGGGGCGGCGUUUUUCUUGAAAACGGUCGCUACGACCGCUGGCAUGUCGAUGACGACGGCAUGCUGCGAGAUGUCUGCCAGACGUGGCAUGGCUUGGGCCUCACCAAGCGUGUUGUGGAUAUCGUGAGCCGUCAGUUAGAGGAAGGAUCUAGCUGGGGGAAGGGUGUCUUGCACGAAAGUGCCAUUGCAAUGCUCGCGUGCCAGAUGAAGGAUGCGACUGGUGUCCUCGGCAGGGAUAGCGGCUUCGACAUUGGAGAAGGUGGCGGCGACGGCGUCAACUCGGCAGAAGUUGCAACAGAGCUACAGAAAUGGGCCAAUCAGACUGGAGAGGGCUCGCGAGUGCUCCGGCUAAUCGAGCGCGCCACUCGUGUUGUUAUGCGACGCUGGUACCACGACCGAUACGUUCGUGGUGUCGAGGUGCCCAACAACUAUGCGAGGCCGAGAUUGCCAGCCAGCCUGACGGUUCCUGCAGCACCAACUGUGCUUCCUUUUCACACGUUCACCUGCCCCCUUCCGGCCAAGGACGUUCGUCUGAUUUCUCAACGGAAUGCACUCAGGAUUUCCUGCUCAACGCUGCGCUCGCCUUGGCUAUCGGGCUCAGUUUACCCUCCACCUUCCCCUCCACAGCCCCAGCUGAAUAUCGGCUACAUCUCCUCUGACUUCAACAACCAUCCUUUGGCGCACCUGUCGAUACAUCGCCAGCAAAUCGAAAGGGAAGCACCAGUAUUUCGCGAUGUGACCAAUUGGGCGCCCGAACGUCUGAUCGAGCAGAUCCUCCAGGACAACAUACACAUCCUUGUCAACUUGAACGGAUACACACGCGGGGCAAGGAACGAGAUCUUUGCUGCCCGGCCGGCGCCCAUCCAGAUGGCCUUUAUGGGCUUUGCUGGUACUCUCGGUGCUGAAUGGUGCGACUACUUGCUUGCUGAUACCACGGCUGUUCCGCCCUCUACACUGCGACCAUGGCGAGGCAAUGUCAGCAUCGGUGACGUUUUCCGCGACGAGGCUGAGGCCGGCCAAGAGAACUGGGUGUACUCGGAAAACAUUAUCUACUGUCGUGAUACGUUCUUUUGCUGCGACCACAAGCAAUCGGCCGAGGCGUCCGAACGAGCAAUGACCUGGCAGGAUGAGCAACGCCGACGUUGGAAGAUGCGCAAAGAACUGUUUCCAAACAUAUCUGAUGAUACAGUCAUUUUGGGAAACUUCAAUCAGCUUUACAAGAUCGACCCUACGACGUUCCGAAGCUGGCUGCGGAUACUAGCUGGUGUUCCAAACGCCAUCUUGUGGCUACUUCGGUUUCCUGAAGCAGGCGAAGCCAACCUGAGAAGAACUGCGCUCACUUGGGCUGGGGAAAGCGUGGCCUGCCGCAUCAUUUUCACAGACGUCGCUCCCAAGCAUCUGCACAUUGCGCGUGCCAGUGUCUGCGAUAUUUUUCUUGACACGCCCGAGUGCAAUGCGCACACGACUGCGGCUGACGUUCUGUGGUCCGGCACACCGCUUCUCACUCUUCCACGUUAUAAUUACAAGAUGUGUUCUCGCAUCGCCGCAUCAAUCCUGAGAGGGGCGUUGCCCAAAGAUGCCGAGGGCAAACAAGCAGCAGCUGAGCUGAUCGCGGUUGACGAAUCCGAUUAUGAAAAGUCGGCGAUCAGGCUCGCCAACAAUAGUACUUACACUAUGAAGCGGUAUACUGGCAAUGGAACUGACGAGCUCUACGGCGAAGGACACGAUGACUAUUCUCUGGCAGCUACCCUGUCUUGUCUCGAGAUCGAAUACUCGCCCGGCAUCAUCGUCGUCGUCCCACAAGCUAUCGUUUCUGUACCACAGAAGCUCAUUGGUCGUUGA
Molecule: messenger RNA, 5202 nt
Organism: Grosmannia clavigera kw1407
Lineage: Eukaryota; Fungi; Ascomycota; Sordariomycetes; Ophiostomatales; Ophiostomataceae
Product: udp-n-acetylglucosaminyltransferase
Exons: 4
Coding region: 1-5202 (1733 amino acids)
Biological process (GO): protein O-linked glycosylation
Molecular function (GO): glycosyltransferase activity; protein binding
Source: RefSeq, a predicted model, not a curated record